UCUCGAUCCGCCAAUAGGAAGCGUCUGCUGUUUCUGCUUCCUGGUGUUGAUGAUGCGGAGCGGAUGCUGAGGAUGAGGAGGAAGAUCUCGCGCAAGGAUAAAGCCUCUUCCGCACCAUGAUCAGAUGGAAACACGCGGCUGCUUUCUGUGACAGAAGUCAGGGGUCGCAAAGGUGGACACUGGCCUUGCUCCACAUGUGUGUGAACGCAAGAGAGACCGGAGGCCUUCUGGAGGAUUAUUAUUAAUCACCAGAAAUGUGCCACUUCAGAAGUGUUUUCACAACUACAGAUCCAUCGGCUGGUUCUGGUUCCUGUGGACAUUUGCCCUUUCUAACCGAUAGACAAACAUGGCAAAGAAAGACUAUCUGCUCGAUGCAGCCCAGCAGAUUCGAAUGGCGCUGGACAGAGAAGUCAAUGAAGAUUAUGAGGCGGCGUUCAGCUACUAUAAGAAUGGAGUCGAUCUGCUGCUCAAUGGAGUUCAAGUGGAUCCAAAUAAAGAGAGACGAGAAGCCGUGAAGCGGAAGACCACUCAAUAUCUGAAGCGAGCCGAGGAGAUCUUCAUCUCUUACUUACAGGACAACAUCUCUAAAGGAUCCACACAUUUAGGAGGUUAUAGUAGCUUACGGUUUCGGUCGAUCAGACAUCUAAGUUCGCCGGUGGAGAAUCUGGCGAUGUGCAAAGUCGUUGGAAUCAUUGAUAAGGUGCUGACGGUUGAAAGUCUGAUAAGCAAGGAGACAUUUAUUGUUAAGAGUUUACCGAAGUCGAGCUGGGAGAGCCGUGAGAGGUCGACCAUCAUUCCUCAGGGAGUGCCCUUCAUGGUGAAGCUGCUAAAAUACUAUGUCAGUGAAGACACUGUGUUCCUCCAUCUAGAACGUGUUCAAGGUGGAAGACUCUUUUCCAGACUUCACAGGGUCAGAAGUGAAGCAGUCAGGGAGUAUCCAGAAUGCCUCAGCCCCAACCAGCACAAGAUCUACCUGAAGAACAGCUACACCCUCCCUGCUAUCCACCAAGAUAUUUACCUCAAUGAGAAUUGUGAGAGAACUACACCUCUUGAGAGGCCAGGCAGCCCAGCUGGUCUUUGUCUUGAGAACUGUAGAACCCGUUCCUACUGUGAAGAUACGGGGCGCCAACAGGGUUCUCCAGGAUUGUAUGCAAUUAGGACAGAUAAUGCGCUUCCUUCUGUCUGUCCACACAAUGUUCUUAAUUCUUUACCUCAGGAUAAUGUUCCUCUUCCCGUUCAUCCCUGUGUGAUUGUGGACACUCGGGAUCCUCUUGAUGUCACUUCCGACCUUCUAGGAAAUGAUGUCCGCAUUGAGCGGAUUGACUCUUGCAUGGAUCUGAACAAAGCUUGGAUUGCUUUAGAACCUGCUCAGGGUUGUAAAAGUUUCACUGUUCCAGGAUCAAACUCGGAUAUUCUAGGAUUCAGCUGUGCAGCUCAGAUCACUCCAGCCUCUUUAUUUGGUGAAAACGCACAACCAACCCUUUGCAACACAGUUGACGUACUUCCACAGAGAGUUCGGAUAGUUUCCAACACAUCACAUGUACCUCCACGAAACCAAGCGCAUGAUGGGUUUUCUCUUGAACAGAGUGUUACUAACUGUAAACCCAGUGGAAAUGGACAGCUUGGACAGUUUGUGGCUGAGUUGAGCAAAGUCAGUUCUCAUCGCUAUCCAUUUGAAUGUGCAACUCAAAAGCAAGAAGGUAUCUCUUUAGACUUCACAAAGAUGACUUCUCGGGUGAACUCUGUUGAUAUGGUGAGGGAGGUUGGGACGGAGGACAUGGAGAACUGGCAUUUUUUCAGCCCUUCAUAUAAACAACCUCAAGUUGGCAUGAUCCCAUCAGCGUCUACCACAAACAGCUCCUGUUGGAGUGAGACUAAACUAGAAUACCCUUAUAUGGAACAGCUGAUGAAGGUGAACGGCUUGGGCCAUCACGCCCAAAUUAAGGCCAAGAACUUCAGUGCCAAAUGGAACGGGGGUAGACAGGGACUCCCCGAGGACGAGGUGCGACUGUGGGGAGCUCAGAUUCUGUUGGCAUUGGAAAGUCUUCAUGAGCAGGGCAUCAUGUGCCAGGACCUAAACCCAAGAAAUGUUCUACUUCGCAGCAGUGGUGAGGCGUGUCUUACGUACUUUGGACUAUGGACGGAAGUUCAGCCUGAAAUUAACCCGAAAGCAAUGGAAGAGAUGUACUGUGCACCAGAAAUUGGAGGCGUAUCGAAAAUCACAGAGGCAUGUGAUUGGUGGAGUCUUGGAGCUUUAUUAUAUGAGCUUCUUACUGGCAUGCCGCUGUGGCAGUGCCACCCUUCAGGCGUUCACCCUCACACUCCUCUCCACAUCCCAGAGUUCCUCAGUUCUGCAGCCGCCUCGCUUCUCACUGAGUUGCUCCAGUGUGAAGCGUGUUAUCGUCUGGGAUCAGGAGGCGGUGGCGUGAGCGACAUCAAGUGCCAUCCGUUCUUCACCUCCGUCCCGUGGCUCACACUCACGCCGUAGUGCCGUGUGAAAGUAUUCACCCCCUACAUCUGUUUCUGCUGACAUUAAAGAUGUGUGUUGAGCACAGUA
Messenger RNA from Rhinichthys klamathensis goyatoka, 2557 nucleotides. RefSeq names its product ribosomal protein S6 kinase-like 1 (gene rps6kl1). The coding region runs from base 347 to 2488 and encodes 713 amino acids. NCBI's taxonomy places the organism in Eukaryota, Metazoa, Chordata, Actinopteri, Cypriniformes, Leuciscidae. The record is from RefSeq and is a predicted model, not a curated record. Gene Ontology annotation, biological process: protein phosphorylation. The transcript is spliced from 12 exons. Gene Ontology annotation, molecular function: protein kinase activity; ATP binding.